UACCUUGUUACCUUGUUACUCUGUUACUCUGUUACUCUGUUACCUUGUUACUCUGUUACCUUGUUACCUUGUUACCUUGUUACUCUGUUACCUUGUUACCUUGUUACCUUGUUACUCUGUUACCUUGUUACUCUGUUACCUUGUUACUCUGUUACCUUGUUACCUUGUUACCUUGUUACUCUGUUACCUUGUUACUCUGUUACCCUGUUACCUUGUUACCUUGUUACUCUGUUACCUUGUUACCUUGUUACUCUGUUACCUUGUUACCUUGUUACUCUGUUACCUUGUUACCUUGUUACUCUGUUACCUUGUUACCUUGUUACUCUGUUACCUUGUUACCUUGUUACUCUGUUACCUUGUUACCUUGUUACUCUGUUACCUUGUUACCUUGUUACUCUGUUACCUUGUUACCUUGUUACUCUGUUACCUUGUUACCUUGUUACUCUGUUACCUUGUUACCUUGUUACUCUGUUACCUUGUUACCUUGUUACUCUGUUACCUUGUUACCUUGUUACUCUGUUACCUUGUUACCUUGUUACUCUGUUACCUUGUUACCUUGUUACUCUGUUACCUUGUUACCUUGUUACUCUGUUACCUUGUUACCUUGUUACUCUGUUACCUUGUUACCUUGUUACUCUGUUACCUUGUUACCUUGUUACUCUGUUACCUUGUUACCUUGUUACUCUGUUACCUUGUUACCUUGUUACUCUGUUACCUUGUUACCUUGUUACUCUGUUACCUUGUUACCUUGUUACUCUGUUACCUUGUUACCUUGUUACUCUGUUACCUUGUUACCUUGUUACUCUGUUACCUUGUUACCUUGUUACUCUGUUACCUUGUUACCUUGUUACUCUGUUACCUUGUUACCUUGUUACUCUGUUACCUUGUUACCUUGUUACUCUGUUACCUUGUUACCUUGUUACUCUGUUACCUUGUUACCUUGUUACUCUGUUACCUUGUUACCUUGUUACUCUGUUACCUUGUUACCUUGUUACUCUGUUACCUUGUUACCUUGUUACUCUGUUACCUUGUUACCUUGUUACUCUGUUACCUUGUUACCUUGUUACUCUGUUACCUUGUUACCUUGUUACUCUGUUACCUUGUUACCUUGUUACUCUGUUACCUUGUUACCUUGUUACUCUGUUACCUUGUUACCUUGUUACUCUGUUACCUUGUUACCUUGUUACUCUGUUACCUUGUUACCUUGUUACUCUGUUACCUUGUUACCUUGUUACUCUGUUACCUUGUUACCUUGUUACUCUGUUACCUUGUUACCUUGUUACUCUGUUACCUUGUUACCUUGUUACUCUGUUACCUUGUUACCUUGUUACUCUGUUACCUUGUUACCUUGUUACUCUGUUACCUUGUUACCUUGUUACUCUGUUACCUUGUUACCUUGUUACUCUGUUACCUUGUUACCUUGUUACUCUGUUACCUUGUUACCUUGUUACUCUGUUACCUUGUUACCUUGUUACUCUGUUACCUUGUUACCUUGUUACUCUGUUACCUUGUUACCUUGUUACUCUGUUACUCUGUUACCUUGUUGCCUUGUUACUCUGUUACUUUGUUACCUUGUUACUCUGUUACCUUGUUACCUUGUUACUCUGUUACCUUGUUACCUUGUUACUCUGUUACCUUGUUACCUUGUUACUCUGUUACCUUGUUACCUUGUUACACUGUUACCUUGUUACUCUGUUACUCUGUUACCUUGUUACGUUGUUACUCUGUUACAUAUUUGCCCUGUUACCUUGUUACUCUGUUACCUUGUUACCGUGUUACUCUGUUACCUUGUUACCUCGUUACUUUGUUAAUCUAUUAGUCUGUUGCCUUGUUACUCUGUUCCCUUGUUACCUUCUUACCUUAUUACCCUGUUACCUUGUUACUAUGUUACCGUGUUACCCUGUUCCUCUGUUGCCUUGUUACCUUGCUACUCUGUUACCUUGUUACCGUUUUACUCUGUUACCUUGUUCCACUGUUACUUUGUUAAUCUGUUAGUCUGUUACCUUGUUACCCUGUUUCCUUGUUACCUUCGUUUUACCUCGUUUGUCUGUUACCUUGUUGCUUUGUUACCUUGUUACUCUGUUACCUAUUACCUCAAGAUAUCUAG
This is a messenger RNA of Porites evermanni, 2107 nucleotides long. The record is from the annotation of a GenBank genome assembly. NCBI's taxonomy places the organism in Eukaryota, Metazoa, Cnidaria, Anthozoa, Scleractinia, Poritidae.